Spea bombifrons (plains spadefoot toad) is the source of this 957-nucleotide messenger RNA. RefSeq names its product ADP-ribosylation factor 6-like. The coding region runs from base 201 to 728 and encodes 175 amino acids. The record is from RefSeq and is a predicted model, not a curated record. Gene Ontology annotation, biological process: vesicle-mediated transport; intracellular protein transport. NCBI's taxonomy places the organism in Eukaryota, Metazoa, Chordata, Amphibia, Anura, Pelobatidae. Gene Ontology annotation, cellular component: cytoplasm. The transcript is spliced from 2 exons. Gene Ontology annotation, molecular function: GTPase activity; GTP binding.
UGGCGGGCGUGCCGGGAGGUGGUGUCACUUACUGGGACUGUAGAUAAAGAACAAUUCCCGUGAAAAGGUGCAGUUACCGUGUCAACCAGUGACAUGUUCGUGCAGAUCGUCCCCUUUAGUACAUUGCACCAGACGUGCCCCUUAACCUCGGCUUUGGCAUUGUAGGGGCAGCGCAGCUGUAUGGACUCUGAGCCUCCAUCAUGGGGCAGAUGCUAUCCAGGGUGUUCGGGAACAAGGAGAUGCGGAUUUUGAUGUUGGGUCUGGACGCCGCCGGGAAGACCACCAUUCUCUACAAGCUGAAGCUGGGCCAGUCCGUGACCACCAUCCCCACCGUGGGCUUCAACGUGGAGACCGUCACCUACAAGAACGUCAAGUUCAACGUGUGGGACGUCGGCGGCCAGGACAAGAUCCGUCCUCUGUGGCGGCACUACUACACGGGCACGCAGGGACUGAUCUUCGUGGUGGACUGUGCCGACCGGGACCGCAUCGACGAGGCGAGGCAGGAGCUCCACCGCAUCAUCAACGACCGCGAGAUGCGGGACGCCAUCAUCCUCAUCUUCGCCAACAAACAGGACCUAGUGGACGCCAUGAAACCCCACGAGAUCCAGGAAAAGCUGGGGCUGACCCGCAUCAGAGACAGGAACUGGUACGUGCAGCCCUCGUGCGCCAACACCGGGGAGGGACUGUACGAGGGCCUCAUGUGGCUCACCUCAAAUUACAAAUCCUAAUUCUGUUUCUACGGCGAUUCCCUUUUUUUAAUUCUCGUUUUGUUUUACAUUUGGAAAGACGGAUGAGCGGAGCUCUGAAGGGGUUACUGUUCUCGCCCCGACGUGGGUGAGGCGCCGCGUGGUGACAGAGUUAUUGCGCGCGUCGGCGGCGGGUUAUUGCGCGUCUGGCUCUGCUGCUGAGACUGAAAGCCCCGUGUGGCAUCUGCCUUAAUCGUCAGUGACAUUUAAC